Molecule: messenger RNA, 2013 nt
Organism: Penicillium lagena
Lineage: Eukaryota; Fungi; Ascomycota; Eurotiomycetes; Eurotiales; Aspergillaceae
Product: putative copper amine oxidase
Exons: 4
Coding region: 1-2013 (670 amino acids)
Biological process (GO): amine metabolic process
Molecular function (GO): primary methylamine oxidase activity; copper ion binding; quinone binding
Source: RefSeq, a predicted model, not a curated record
AUGAUUCACCCACUCGCCAUCCUCUCCGAAGCGGAGACCAACCUGGCCCGUGAUGUGGUCAAGGCCGCCCAUCCUGGCACCGUGAUUGAUUUUCGCGAAAUCUUCUUACAGGAACCGCCCAAGGCACAAGUGCAGCAAUUCCUGGCUCUUGAGCACGCUGGUCGGCUGAGCCCGACUACUCCGCGGCCGCCGCGCCUGGCGUUGUGCCAGUAUGAUGUGAUCGGGGCCGAUCGUAUACCCCAGUUUCACGAGUCAGUUGUGGACACGGUCUCGCGCACCCAGGUCAACCACACGGUGGUCGGGAAACAACAUCAUGCCAGCUUGGUAUUGAGCGAGUUCGAUGUCCUCUUGGACCAAUGCAACAAGUCUCCCUUGUUCCAGAAGGCCCUAGCCGAUUUUGAUCUGCCAGACGGUUUUGAAGUCGUGAUUGAACCGUGGCCCUAUGGCGGAUUGGAUCUCACCGAUGGAAACCGGCGCUAUUUUCAGGGCCUCUGCUUUGCCCAGGACAAGCGGUCGGGCAACGAAGACUCCAACUUCUAUUCUUUCCCUUUGCCUGUGAUUCCCGUCAUGGACGCACACACCCACGAAAUUAUUCGUGUGGACCGGCCAGCUACCGGCGGCAAAGGCGAUGGGCUGCUGGAACAGACCUUCAAGCGUGAUAUCAUCGGCCAUUGCAAGCCUUCCGAAUACAUUCCUGAGUUGCUGCCCGAAGGACCGCGAAAGGACCUCAAACCGUUAAAUGUCGUUCAGCCGGAGGGACCCUCUUUCCGCGUGACGGACGAGUCCUUGGUCGAGUGGCAGAAGUGGCGGUUUCGUGUUGGAUUCAAUCCGCGAGAAGGCGCCACUAUCCACGACAUAUGGUAUGACGGCCGCAGUGUGAUGUACCGGCUGGCAAUCAGCGAGAUGACGGUCCCCUACGCCGAUCCGCGUCCCCCAUUUCAUCGCAAGCAGGCAUUCGAUUUUGGCGACGGUGGUGGCGGCAACAUGGCCAAUAACCUAUCCCUGGGCUGUGACUGUCUCGGGGUCAUCAAAUACUUCGACGCCGUGAUCACCCAGGCAAAUGGUACCGCCCAGACUCUUCCCAACGCCAUCUGUCUCCACGAACAGGACAACGGUAUUGGAUGGAAGCACUCCAACUGGCGGACUGGCCGUGCGGUAGUCACCCGUAACCGCGAGCUGGUCGUGCAGUUUAUAAUUACACUGGCGAACUACGAGUAUAUCUUCGCCUACAAAUUCGACCAGUCCGGUGGUAUCACCGUCGAGGCACGCGCAACUGGGAUCCUGAAUGUCGUCAACAUCGACCCAGGCAAGGUCAGCGAGUACGGCAACGUGGUCAGCGGUGGUGUUCUGGCCCAAAACCAUCAGCACAUCUUUAAUGUUCGGAUUGACCCGGCCGUUGAUGGGCCGCAGAACUCAGUGGUAGUUGAAGAAUCGCACCGAGUGCCCAUAAAUGCUGUCACCAAUCCCAACGGGAACUUCUAUCAGGUCGUCAAGCAGACGGUGGAUCGUGCGACAUGGCUCGAUGCCGCCCCGGAACACAAUCGGACCAUUAAGAUGAUCAACCCACACAGAACGAACCCGAUUAGCGGAAAUCCGGUGGGGUACAAGUUCACUCCGUUACCCACGCAGUUGCUGUUGGCGGAUCCCCAUUCGGUACAAGCGCGGCGUGCCCAGUUUGCCCAGCAUCACGUCUGGGUCACCAAGUACCAAGACGGGGAACUCUAUGCCGGCGGGCGGUAUACGUUGCAAAGCCAGAACGAGGUGGGCGGAGUCGCAGAUGCUGUUCGCCGGGGAGAGGCUGUGGUCGAUACAGACGUUGUGGUAUGGAAUUCAUUUGGCAUCACGCACAACCCGCGAGUAGAGGACUGGCCCGUCAUGCCCGUGGAGAUCUUCCAGCUUAUGAUCCGUCCUGCGGACUUCUUUACCGCGAACCCGUCAAUCGACGUGCCGUCAUCGAAGAACGGAUCGUCACGGUUGGCAGACUCCGAAUGCUGCCGCAAGUCACAUAUCUGA